CCCACCUAAACAUGGAACCUUCCUUCCUGGAAACGGUCCAGUCCUGCCCGCCUGGCGCUCUGCUCUGUGGAUCUGAGGUUUUACUCCCUCUCUAACUGGGGUCGGGGUGGAGUGCAAUCUCAUUGCUUUCUCCUCUCCUGGCCUCUCUUGUCUUCUCCUGGAGACCCAGGUUAAGUAGCCAGAGGGCCCCGAGGGUCCUCUCCCGCUGUGGGAUUGCAGAGUACUGGGUCCGCAGGCUGGAGAAAAGGACCCAGCCCGGGAUUGCGAGGCAGCGCCCUCCUCGGAGCUGGGCAGCCUCAGGCGCCCUGCCCAAAGCCCAGCAGGGGCGUGUCCGAGAGCUCACCUGCCAUUGGUCAGGUGGGGCCGUCGGCCUCGGGAACUUCCCCGCUAUAAGUUUGGAGCGGGUGGCUGCAGAGCCAGGCGUGCCACAGGAUGGUGGACAGCGUGUAUCGGACCCGCUCCCUGGGGGUGGCAGCCGAAGGGCUCCCGGACCAGUACGCGGAUGGGCAGGCGGCGCGCGUGUGGCAGAUGUACAUCGGAGACACCCGCAGCCGCACCGCCGAGUACAAGGCAUGGCUGCUCGGGCUGCUGCGCCAGCACGGCUGCCAGCGGGUGCUCGACGUGGCCUGUGGCACCGGGGUGGACUCCAUUAUGCUAGUGGAAGAGGGCUUCAGCGUGACGAGUGUGGAUGCCAGUGACAAGAUGCUGAAGUAUGCGCUUAAGGAGCGCUGGAACCGGCGGCACGAGUCUGCCUUCGACAAGUGGGUCAUCGAAGAAGCCAAUUGGAUGACUCUGGACAAAGAUGUGCCCCAGCCAGCAGGGGGUGGCUUUGAUGCUGUCAUCUGUCUUGGAAACAGUUUUGCUCACUUGCCAGACUGCAAAGGGGACCAGAGUGAGCACCGGCUGGCGCUGAAAAACAUUGCAAGCAUGGUGCGGGCAGGGGGCUUGCUGGUCAUUGAUCAUCGCAACUACGACCACAUCCUCAGCACAGGCUGUGCACCCCCAGGGAAGAACAUCUACUAUAAGAGUGACUUGACCAAGGACAUCACAACGUCAGUGCUGACAGUGAACAACAAGGCCCACAUGGUGACCCUGGACUACACAGUGCAAGUGCCGGGGGCUGGCCAGGAUGGCUCUCCUGGCUUGAGUAAGUUCCGGCUCUCCUACUACCCGCAUUGUCUGGCAUCCUUCACGGAGUUGGUCCAAGCAGCCUUCGGGGGCAAGUGCCAGCACAGCGUCUUGGGCGACUUCAAGCCUUACAAGCCAGGCCAAGCCUACGUUCCCUGCUACUUCAUCCACGUGCUCAAGAGGACAGACUGAGUGUGGCCUCAGCUCCCACAAGCCUCCAACCAGGCACUGCUAGGCUCUGUCUGGAAGAUGGGGACCAGCAGCCACACACCAGCCCCGGCCUCUAGAGCAGACUACAGAUGGGGUGCAGGGAUGUGGGCUCCGCAGACGGAGGGGUCAACAAUAUAGUAUGUGCUUUUUUCAGUUCCAGCA
Molecule: messenger RNA, 1500 nt
Organism: Cebus imitator (Panamanian white-faced capuchin)
Lineage: Eukaryota; Metazoa; Chordata; Mammalia; Primates; Cebidae
Gene: GNMT
Product: glycine N-methyltransferase
Exons: 6
Coding region: 433-1320 (295 amino acids)
Biological process (GO): regulation of gluconeogenesis; one-carbon metabolic process; protein homotetramerization
Cellular component (GO): cytosol
Molecular function (GO): identical protein binding; glycine binding; glycine N-methyltransferase activity
Source: RefSeq, a predicted model, not a curated record